Molecule: messenger RNA, 1099 nt
Organism: Brassicogethes aeneus
Lineage: Eukaryota; Metazoa; Arthropoda; Insecta; Coleoptera; Nitidulidae
Source: the annotation of a GenBank genome assembly
CGCGCACGCAGCGCCUACUGAGCGACUGCGGCAGUAAAAGCGGUUUGCAGACGAAUUUCGAAAUCAACGGCAACGUGAUGGUGUGUUAAUUUAAUUAUUGAUAUCAUUAAAUGGUUCUGUGUUGUUAACUCCGGGAAAAUAAGCACUCUUGCGAUUUUAUUAACUAUAGUUAUACCUAGUUUGUUAAUUUAUUAUAAUGUUUGAAGACGUGCAAGUUAAAAUCGAGAGAGAUGGUUACGCGGUAAUCGAAAACUUUCUGAGCCAAUCCGAAAUAGAUGAACUCAAAAAUGAAGCUGAAAAGCUGAUAAAAAAUAUGCCGGAAGAAUCCAACAGGGCCGUAUUUAACACUGUGGAGUCCGAAGCCAAGCAAAAUAAGGACCAAUACUUCCUGGACAGUUCCGACAAAAUCAGCUAUUUCUACGAAGCCGGAGCCCUAGGCCCGAACGGAGAACUUUUGGUAGACCCCAGCGUUUCACUGAACAAAAUAGGUCAUGCCCUACACGAACUCAACCCCGUCUUCAGAAAGCUAACCUUCUGCGAGCAAGUCAAAGAAACCGCAUUCCAGCUAGGAUUCCAAGAACCAGCAGUCGUACAGAGCAUGUACAUCUUCAAAAACCCCGGAAUCGGAUCGGAAGUUAUUGCCCACCAAGACGCGUCGUAUCUUUAUACUGAACCAGUGAAAGUAAUCGGUUUCUGGAUAGCGCUGGAAGACGCGACUCUUGAAAAUGGCUGCCUAUGGUUCGCAAGAGGGUCCCACAAAGGCGGCGUGCAUAGAAGAUACAUCAGGAACCACGACAAAAAAUCCGACCAACUUUUAGUUUACACCACACCAUCCCCUUACUACCAAAAGAGCAGUUUCCUUGCCGCACCCGUACCCAAAGGUUCUUUGGUUUUAAUUCAUGGCCAAGUGGUGCAUCAUAGUGAGCCAAACAAGUCGCAAAAAUCAAGGCAUGCUUACACCUUUCAUAUAAUUGAGACGAAAAAUACCAAAUAUUCCGAAAAUAACUGGCUUCAACCGAAAAAUAAACCAUUUGCCAAGUUGUAUGAAAAUUAAUUGUACCUUUUAUUGAAUUAAUAGAUUUAUUUUUUGUUAUUUCAU